Molecule: messenger RNA, 1521 nt
Organism: Lizanozyma spartinae
Lineage: Eukaryota; Fungi; Ascomycota; Pichiomycetes; Serinales; Debaryomycetaceae
Exons: 1
Coding region: 1-1521 (506 amino acids)
Molecular function (GO): 2-oxoglutarate-dependent dioxygenase activity
Source: RefSeq, a predicted model, not a curated record
AUGAGCAUAACAAAGAAGCAGAAGCUUAUAAAUAAUUAUAAAGGCUACUCAAUUAAAGAAGGAGAUGAGAUAACAGUGUUGCAAGACAUCCCCAGUGCUAAAGUGUUCUGGAAUGAAUAUAUCAAGAUACGGAAACCAAUCAAGUUCACAAAGCAGGACACCCUCGAGUUAUCCAACUUUACAGCAAAGAACAUUAAAGAUUUCUUGCAAUAUGAUCUGGACCUUCAGGUUGAACGUAAACACAAUUAUGGGUUUGGUGGUGGACAUACUCGAGAAAAGCUCCUGAUGGAACGCAUCUUAAAGGAGUUUGAAAAAGGAGAUCGGUCAUAUUAUUUGACUACACAAUAUGACUUUGAUGAUCCCGAUUUCGAUAGUGAAAAUGAAGGUGAAUCUAAGGAAGAGGAGGGCUCGAAUGAUGAAGAUGGCGGGUUUGGAACUGUCUUUUCAGAUACUUCCUCAAUGGCCUCUUUGGACAUGAAUGAUCUUCAUGAUGAUUUUGAUGACGAGGAAGCGAAAGAGGAAGCAGUAGAUAAUGAACAUGCUGAUUCUGAUAAUAGUGGGUUUAGCUCAGAAACAGACAGUGAAAUGACCGAAGAGGAGUUGAGAUAUCGUUUGAAAGAACUAUUGCAGCCCCCAUUAACUAACUUAUAUGGCAAGAUUCCAAUUCUACCGGAAGUUUUCAAAACAUUAGUACCCCAACAAGUAAAUUUGUGGAUGGGAGCCACCGAUCCUAUCGUUGACCUGAAGGAAGAGCUUCCAGCACUCGAUGAAACUAAAAAGAAUUUAGGCCUUGGUCGGUAUAUACCUUCUGGGGGAACUUCAUCUGGAUUACACCAUGAUCAUGCGGAUAAUUUAUACAUAUUGGCACAAGGUAGGAAGAGAUUUACUUUGAUUUCUCCAUUGGAUGCUGAAAAAUUGCACACUGUAGGUACUAUUUUCCAAAUCUUUGAAAAUGGAAUCAUUGACUACGACGAAGAUGAACAUGCUCCAGAUUGGUCACAUGUUAGAGAUGACGGAGCAUUGGUUACAGAUGUAAUUCAAUGGAAAUUGGAGACUGAUGAUACAUUAUCCAGCGAGACUAGAAAGACAUUGGAACAAAGUUUGGAAGCAUCUAAAGUUGCCAGAAAGUCCAAGACAGUAGUCAAAGGUUUGAAAUUAGAUCCACCUAGUUUCUCGACUAUUCCACCAUGUCUUUUACAUUUGGACGAGAUCCUGAAUGAAGAAUAUAAACAACGUUUAACACGCUUUGCUGAAAAGUACUUCCCAGAAGUCCUAAAGAUAAAUAAGAUGGUAGUGGAAUUGAAACCCGGUGAGGCGUUGUACUUGCCCUGUGGUUGGUUCCACGAAGUCAGCUCAUUUGGUACAAGUGGAGCCAAUGCGCCACUCGAAAACGUCCACAUAGCUAUCAAUUAUUGGAUGGUACCACCUAAUAACUUGGAAGAUAUGAACAAUUGUUACAAAGAUGGCUAUUAUGUAGAAGACUGGGGCCGUACAAAAGCGGGCUUUGAGAGUUUGAUAUAG